AUGGAUAUAGUACACGGCAAGGAGCUACACUAUGAGGAGCUUGGGCUCAAGCAUCGAGGUAGCGGGCUAGCAUUCAAACAUCUCUUCCUCGGUGAGGAGAAUACUCCCGAGAACUAUCUCUUCAGCAUCGCGCGCCAAGGCGACUUUUACUCGCCUAUUCACCGGCAUACCUUCGAUCAGUUCCGGUACGCAUACCGUGGCGACGUGUCUAUUGCCCCAGAUCUCCUUCUCCAUGAAGAAGAGUUAUGCUACCAUCCGGAGGGUGUUUUCUACGGGCCACAGCUCGAUGAAUGGGGCGAGCGUGAUGUGUUAGUUCUACAAUUUGGUGGAGCGAGUGGCAAAGGAUACCUCAGCUUUGCACAAAUUGCGGAAGGUCAGGAAAAAUUGAAAGAGCAGGGCCGAUUUGAAAAAGGCAAAUAUCACCCUGCAGGUGGCGGGGAGCCGAAGGAUAGCUAUGAGGCUCUUUGGGAGAGCUAUUCGGGUCACCCGCUUGAGUAUCCCGCGGCACGAUAUCACCCAGUCAUUGUUUCAAAGCCAGAUAAUGACUCCUAG
Molecule: messenger RNA, 552 nt
Organism: Penicillium arizonense
Lineage: Eukaryota; Fungi; Ascomycota; Eurotiomycetes; Eurotiales; Aspergillaceae
Exons: 1
Coding region: 1-552 (183 amino acids)
Source: RefSeq, a predicted model, not a curated record